Messenger RNA from Vicia villosa (hairy vetch), 6088 nucleotides. Its product is annotated as auxilin-like protein 1. The coding region runs from base 364 to 4533 and encodes 1389 amino acids. The record is from RefSeq and is a predicted model, not a curated record. Gene Ontology annotation, biological process: clathrin coat disassembly; clathrin-dependent endocytosis. Gene Ontology annotation, cellular component: intracellular membrane-bounded organelle; cytoplasm; vesicle. NCBI's taxonomy places the organism in Eukaryota, Viridiplantae, Streptophyta, Magnoliopsida, Fabales, Fabaceae. The transcript is spliced from 7 exons. Gene Ontology annotation, molecular function: clathrin binding.
CCCCAACUCACAACUCAAACUCCCAACUCACAACUUGAAGACUCGUCUAUCAGAGCAGACCUCAAGACUCAGAGAAGAACUUAUAAAAAUAUUUACAGAUUACCCAUUAAAUUUUUUUCACAAUUCCUUAUCAAACGACUUUGGCCACUCACAAUUGCUUUUUUGUUAAGCGUUUUUUCUGACGGUUAGGACCGCUAUUAUUUUUCCCUCUUAUUCCCAUUGGAAAAGUCAUUUUCACACUUUUUCUACACUGAAUCACGUUUCGUGCUGCUUCUCGUCUUCAACGUGUCUGACUCUGUAAAAUCACUUCUCAGAGUAACAAAACAAAACAAAACACCGACGAAGAAGAAUCUCACCGUCGCUAUGGAGUUCGGAGCCACCACAGCGACGCUAACAAAGAAGCUACCUAACGGUCUCGGAGUCAGCGGAAGAUCUGCUUACGACGGUGUUUUCGCUACUCCUGUCAAACUAAGAGCUCCAAGCUUCUCUCAAUUCGAUGAUUACAACGAGAUUUUCGGUAGUUCAGGAGCUUCUUCUUCGAUUCCGAUUCUGGAACUUCCGGAGCUCAACGAGAGGAGAAUAGUGACGGAUGAUGUUCGGCAUUCGAAGCUCGAUUACACGAAGGUCUUCGGCGGUUUUGAGAAUCUAGACACUGCUGUGCCGUUCGAGGAGCUGGUUGCUAAGCCUAGAGAGAAAGGAAGUUCAGCAAAUGGAGCAUCGAAACGGAGUAAAGUCAAAAGUGGAGAACAAUCUUUUCGGGAAGAUCGUACUAGCUCUUCAAAGGAAACUCCGGUGGUAUCACCUUCAUUCCAUGGUGCCAAAAGGAUCAAUAUGUCAUAUCAUAAAGUUAACCAAGGAAAUGAAAGUGGUACAAACGGGACAACACAUAUAGCUCAACUCCAUGCCGUCCCUGCUUACACUUGUUUGAUUGAGGAAGUCGAUUUAGCGAAGAAUAGCAGAGCUAAAAAGUCUGUACCAGUAGCGCAGGAUGCUUAUUCUGAUAGUCAUUGUGAUGAGGGGAUAAGAGAAGGUGAGCGUUGUGCUAAAUCAUUUAUCGAUCCUUCACCCAAUAAUGCCAAGAAACAGUCUACUGAUAAUGGAGUGAAAGCUAAAAGUAGAUCCAACUCCAUACCAGUAGCACAGGAUGCUUAUUCUAAUAGUCAUUGUGAUGAGGGGAUAAAAGAAGGUGAGCGUUGUGCUAAAUCAUUUAUUGAUCCUUCGCCUAAUGCCAAGAAACAGUCUUCCGAAAAUGGAGGGAAUGCUAACAAUGUACCCGAGUCUGUUGACCUGUUUUAUGAUGCAUGCGAGAUUAUCAAUGGAAGUGAUGGAGUUCAUCAAGUCAAAGUUCCGCCUCCGGAGGCUAUGAAAGGGAAUUUGGUUAAUAAUAAUAAUAACAUUGAUGUUUCGAGAUCAAUGGCAACCAAUGGCCAAGCAUCUAAAAGUGGCAGAUAUGACAGUCCUGCUGGUGCCGAUUCGCCAACACACUCAGAAGACACGGUUGACUCCAAUUCAGAAGCAGCAGCUUCUGUAGCAGCUUUAAGGAAGGCAAUAGAAGAGGCUCAAAUGAAAAUAAAGGUAGCAAAAGAAUCAAUGAGAAGAAAGAAAGAAGGCUUUCCUGAUCGUGUCAAACAGAAGUCUAGUAUUGACUUGAAAAUCAGGGAAAAAAAGGAAGCUAAACUUGCAUGCAAAACAAUGAAAGUUAAAGAGAUUAAUACACAGCAAGCAUUUGGAGAAAUGGAUGCUUUGCUGCAAGUUACUUCCGAGGUAGGAAAGCUAAUGACGAGAACAGAGAAAGUAAGAUCAGAUAUUGGGGAUAAAGAAAUGUGUGCUGCCAAUGAAGCUGUACAAGACGCACAUAAUAAAUUGAAAUUUUCUCAAGCAGAACACAAGGAAAAGGUUGAACUGAAAGAAGCAGAUCAUAAAGGAAAUGAUCUUGAGCUUAAAGAGGCAGGAGGUGUUGAAAAAGUCCCGUAUAUUGAAAACACAGGUAGGAAGGUCUCUGAACCAGAAGAAUCUGAUCAUACAAUAGAAAUGGUUGAGGAAUCUUUGGGGCCGGAGAAUGAUGAAGAAAAGGAUCGUGCAGUUAACAAAGCAGGUUCUCAUGAAGAACCUGUCCAUGAAACUGAACAUAGGUGUCAAGAAGUUGCUGGUGAAACAAACCUGAUUCAGGAGACACUUGACAAUGAAAUGAUGGACAAGAGAUUGAAGGUUAAAGAAGUUGAGAGCAAGGCUAAUGAAUCAAAAGACUAUGUAAUUAACCUAGGUGGGCAACCGUCAAUGAUAGGAAAUAAAGAAAAUAUUGGCAAUAAGCCAGAAGGUGGUAAAAAGGUUAAAACCAGAAAAUAUUGGUCCAUUGAGCAGGAAGAAUGCCAAAGAAAUUUGAGAGCUAUUCAGGAACUGGGAAAAGCUGAGGAAAACAUAUCUCAAGAGCAAAAAGAAAGUGAAGACGAUAAAGUUGAAGUGGUCAGUGAGCUGGAAGAAUGUGAAUUGGCAGACUCUCUAGAGCCAAUAGACAAUGAGAGAGCGUGCAGUCUUCAUCAUUCAGAAUUAAUAAGCACGGACAAGGAAACAUAUGACUCGGGGUGUUUAGAGGACAAAAUGAUAAGGAAUACAUCUGGUUUUCUUGAUAUAAAUCAAGAGGUCAAACAUUCCUAUUGGAGAGAAGCCACUGAUGGUAAGUUUAGUGAUAUGUAUGCACAGGAAGUACCGGAGGAUAUUGUUGACCAUAUUUAUGACGAUGAAGAAAUUUACGAAAGAAAUACAAAGGCUAGUGAUUUAGUUGGAAACAUAAGGGUUCAAGAUGCCCAUACUAGUGAAAAUGAACUUGAGGGAGCUACGCAUCUGAUGGAAGAAAAUGAGCGUGAAAGGAAAGACAAGAAGGUCCUAGAAGUAAUUAUAGAGACUCAAAUUGAUCCUAUUUAUGAAGAGAUAAGAGCAGCGGAAUCUGGCAACACCACGAAACCCAGUUCUAGCUAUGAACCAGAUGAAGCUGAGAAGUUGAGCAAAACUCAGGUUUCUAAUACAGUCAAUGAUAAUGAUGAAACUCUUGCAGUAACUCCAGAGUUUUAUUCAUGUGACCUGCAGGAUGAUAUGAUAGUAGAAAGUAAUGCUUCAAUACAACAUCAAGUGAAAUAUGAAGAGCAAGAUUCUGUUCAAGAGACUAAUGAUUUCAGCGAGGAACGUGCAAGCCAGACUUCUUCCUUUGAUCAAGUUGCCCCUGUACUCAGUGAAACACUGCAUCAAAUGAAAAAUACAUUUGAAGCAGUUACCAUUGAAGAUGAUUCUACAAAUGUUGGUGAAAUUGACAUGAAGGUUAGUCAAAAUCAAGAUCAGUGUUUGGAAAAGGCAGAAUCUGAUUGCGAUUUGGCUAUGCUUGUUGAAGAAACAACUCCCGAGUCUAGAGAAAUAUGUAAGGAUGCAAAGGAGGUUAGAGUUGAGUCAGAUGAAGAGAUAGAUGAGAAUAGAUCCAACUCUUCUUGUGAAGCAUCUCAGGUACCUAGUAUGUCUGAAUGGAAAUCAAGCCCCUUCAAAGAAAAGGAAAUUAAAUCAAUUAACAGCAAAAUAAAGGAGACUCAUCAAACAUUCAUGACAAUGGAAGUGAAGGAAGCCAAUGGUAAUGCACAGAAAGUAGAAGUGGAUAAGGAACUCCUCAAGAAAAUUGAUGAAACAAAACGUAAAGAAAGAGAAAAGGAGAAAUUAGCUGUAGAAAGAGCAAUCCGUGAAGCUCGUGAAAGGGCAUUUGCUGAUGCAAAAGAAAGGGCGGCUCUGGAGAGAGUUGCAACCGAAGCACGUCAAAAGAACAUUUUGAAUGGACGAGAAAGGCUAAAAGCCACUAGUCAAGCAAAUGAAAAAACACCGGCUGAGAAGGCUGUUAUGGAAGCAAAACUCAAAGCUGAACGUGCCGCUGUGGAGAGAGCAACUGCAGAGGCAAGAGCACGUGCCCUGGAGAGGGCACUGUCUGAGAAGGCUGCUUCUGAUGCUAGAAAUAAAUCCGACAAGUCUGUUGGUGCUUCCAGAGGUAAUGGAAUGAAGCAAAACUUCCAUUCAAAGUCUUUCAGCUAUGGUGUUCGUGAUUCUCCCGAGGUCUUGGAUGGAGCUAACGUUGACUCUGCUCAGAGAUGUAAAGCUAGGUCCGAGAGGCAUCAGAGAAUAGGGGAUCGUGUGGCAAAGGCUCUUGCAGAAAAGAGUAUGCGUGAUCGGCUUGUGCAGAAAGAGCAAGACGAGAGAAAUAGGGUAGCUGAAGCUCUGGAUGCCGAUGUUAAAAGGUGGUCAAGUGGGAAAACAGGAAACUUGAGAGCAUUGCUUUCAACAUUACAAUAUAUCCUUGGGCCCGAUAGUGGUUGGCAAUCAAUUCCUUUAACAGAAAUAGUAACAACACCUGCUGUAAAGAAAGCUUAUCGAAAAGCCACUCUUUGUGUGCAUCCAGACAAGCUGCAGCAGCGUGGGGCUAGCGUUCAGCAAAAGUACACUUGUGAGAAGGUUUUUGAUCUUCUGAAGGAAGCUUGGAACAGAUUCAACAUGGAAGAAAGGUGAAGAGUGCAUGGUAAUUUGGCUUCCCGAUGGUCAUGCGCUCGAUGAUGAUGAUUCUUUCAAGUGAAUAGUUCAAUUAAAAGUAAGCUCAUAUUGUAUGUAGUAGGCAAAUUUAGAUGGCCUGCAGGUGAAAACUUUCAAUAUAUAUAAUAGUUCAUAUUGUUCUAUUCUACAUUUUUAUAGGGAGUAUUUUGAUGAUCUAUUCAUUUUUUCCUAAAAUAUUAUCAAAAUAGGAAUUAUUCUUGCAAAGUACAAUUUGAGGACUGCAAUUUUAAUUAAAAUUUAAUAGAGAAAAAAUUUUGAAAGCUUGACUGCAAUUUUAUUUAAAAUUUAAUAGGGAGUAAAUUUGAAAAGCUUGUGACUUUGUAGGGUUUGAAAACAUACUUAAUCUAAUAAUAGUUUAUACAUGACUAUAAAGUAAACUUCUACAAACACAUUUCCAUCAAUUUCUUCAUAGAUUGCAAUUCCAAUUCAUAGUUUUUUCAAAAACUGUAAAUGAUAGUAUUACAAUAUAAGCCAAAUAAAUAUACAUGAUCCCAAAACAUGUUUGACAACAGACAAUAACGCCCACAAAGGAAACACAUAAUAGAAAAACUGAAACUAAACACUGCAAUUACAUUACAUAACAACUCAACAUUUCUUCAUUGGAUGCGAUAUAGGCUCAGUUCAAAGUGGCCAACCAACUAUCGAAGUGAAACAGGUUUUAUUUUAUUCUGCCAAUAUGGUUAUCAUUCAUCAACCAUGUAGUUACUCGCCAAGCACAUGUAGCAUUAUGGCAUUCUGUGCAUGCAAUCGAUUCUCAGCUUGAGCAAAGAUAAUCGAUUUUGGGCCUUCAAUAACUUCCUCCGUCACCUCCACUCCUUUUUCUGCUGGUAAGCAAUGCAUGAACAAUGCAUUUGGGCCAGCUAAAUCCAUGAGACUUUGGUCCACCUGCAGAAUGCGAUUAUCAUUUCAUGUAAACCCUAACUGGUUCGAUUGAAACAUUUUAUCUUUAUUAAUUUUGGAUGAAAUAUCAUAUUAUGUAUUGUACCUGAAAUCCAUUGAACUUCAAACGGCGCUGUUGUGCUUCUUCCUUUUGCCCCAUGCUUGCCCAGACAUCUGUAUAAACAAUAUCAGCUCCUUUGACAGCUUCUUUGGGAUCAUUAGUUAUCACAAUCUUGCUGACUCCAGCUUGACGCGCCUUCUCAACUAAUUUUGCAUCUGGUUCAAAGCCUUUUGGAGUUGCACAAGUGAAGUGAAUAGGAAAUAAACUUGCAAGCUCCAGCCAUGAAUGAACAACAUUAUUUCCAUCUCCAACAUAUGCAAUCUGUGCAUAUUGCAGAACAUGUUCAUUCAAAAGACAUUUACAUAUUUUUCUAAGUUCUAAAUCAUAAAUCUUAAAUCCCAAAGCAGCAUAAUCUGACCUUGGUGCCUUCAAUCCGACCGAGAUGCUCAAUUAGAGUGAUGGCAUCUGCCAUUAUCUGGCAGGGGUGAUUGUAAUCUGUCAAUCCAUUGAUGACAGGUACAGUUGCAUACUUUGAAAGAGUAAGUAUGUCCUGCCAUAAAAACCAAGGUAAAC